AUGAGCUCCAAGACCAGCACUCAGCGCGUCCCUCCCCCAGAGAAACCAGAGACAACCCGGACCAGGUUCAAGGUUAUUGCGGCCUUUUGGGCUGUGAUUAUCUUUCUGGGUUUGCCUAUCUGGUGGAAGACGACGUCGAUUUACAGAGCACAUUUGCCUUUCCAGGAGAUGGUCGAUUGGGCUGAUGCCAAGAGUUGCAGACCUGUUUUCCCAUUAGAAAUUCAAAUCGCUGCUCCGUCAGUGCCGGACCUCGAAGCGCAGUUACUCCUCCGUACAACGCAACAUACCCUCGAUGAUCUCAACGAAUUCUCGGCCCAUCACCUGCGAUUGAAAUUGGCAGAAGAUGGAGACAAUACUGGAGAUAUUAGGGAAGAAGUGCACGGGAAACCGGAUACUGCGUUGACCGUUCGUCUGGUGCCGCAGGACAACCUGCCAAUACCCAGAUCGGAAUUGAACCUGGAAACCACCCAACUGGACGUGUUCUACUCCCCCAAUCAAAGCCCGAUUCCUUCGUUGUCCAAUUCACCGUUAUCGACCUUUAUUGCUGGUGAAUUGCAACGUUUGUUCAGUGAGGAGAAAGCGACCAUCGCGCACAUCUUGUCCAACGGCCAUACCCAACUAUCAGAGAAUAUCAGCCGGAGACUGAGACGGUCGUUGAAGUACGCGGAUACAUAUCAUUUGGCUUUCUCACUGUUCACUCCGGGACCUGCACCUUCAUCAUGGGAGGUUCAAGAAGCUAUUGAGGGUUACCUUUCGCCGCUCCUGGAAGCCUUUUCCCCAAUCAGCAACUUCACGGUCGACACGCAAGUUCAAUUGUACGCGACCUUUUCGCCUACGGCACCGUUGCCCGAGUUUGAUGAGUCGCAGUCUGCAUGGACCUUGAAGCAAGAAGAUCUCAGCGCCUUUGUUAACGCCGCAGAAUGGCCCUUGAGUCCUAGCAUUGGCAGUGGCCCGACUAUCAACUUCCUCCUCUACGUCCCUGACCCAUCCCAGUCCCCCAUGGUCGUCAAAGAGAACACUGCAACAAGCUGGAUCAUCCCCCAAUGGGGCGGUGUUUUUCUCCUCAAUCCAUCCCUAUCCAACGAAAACCCAUCAAACCCACCACACCUAUCCAAAGACUCCCUCCGUCCCGCCUUCAUGACCUUCUCCCACCAACUCCUCACCCUCUUGGGCACCCCAACAACACCAACCUCCCUUCCCCUCCGCCUGCAAACACUAAUCCGCAUCCGCGCGGCAACCCUCCUUCUCUCCGCCUCCUCAACAAUGGGUUCCCUAGCCCGUCUCACCGAAUCACUCCCCUCAAUCCCCAUACCAGCCACAGUCGCCGCAUCCGUCUCAACAACCCUCUCACACCUCUCCGCAGCGUGUACCCAUCUACGUGAGGGCCGCUUUUCCGCCGCCCUGGAUAAUGCGCGGGUAGCCGAGACGGAGGCAGAACGCAGCUUCUUUGAGAAGAGUAUGGUGGGACAGGUGUAUUUCCCAGAUGAGCAUAAGGUGGCUGUUUACUUGCCGUUACUGGGGCCUAUCGGGGUGCCGCUUGUUGUUGGGUUGUUGAAGGAGAUUAAGAGGAUCAUUAAGGGGUUGAAGGGCCAGUAG
Aspergillus ruber CBS 135680 is the source of this 1596-nucleotide messenger RNA. It is a transcript of the gene PIG-S, whose product is annotated as GPI-anchor transamidase GPI17. Lineage: Eukaryota; Fungi; Ascomycota; Eurotiomycetes; Eurotiales; Aspergillaceae. Bases 1 to 1596 code for a protein of 531 amino acids. Gene Ontology annotation, cellular component: GPI-anchor transamidase complex. The record is from RefSeq and is a predicted model, not a curated record. The transcript is spliced from 2 exons. Gene Ontology annotation, biological process: attachment of GPI anchor to protein.